AUGAGCCAAUCCGAUCGUCACACGACUUCACGCCGCGACUUCCUGAACACCACGGGUAAAGUGGCUGCGGCAUCGACCAUUCUUGCCGCCUCGGCCAAGUCUGUGCAUGCCGGCGAAGACAACACCAUUCAAGUCGCGCUGGUUGGUUGUGGUGGACGUGGUAGUGGAGCGGCUUCGAACGCCCUUUCGGUCGAGAACGGACCGAUCAAGUUGGUGGCGAUGGCCGACGUGUUCCAAGAUCGGCUCGAUAGCUCGUUCGGUUCGCUUAGCUCGAAGUUCGCCGACAAGAUGGACGUGCCUGAGGAGCGGAAGUUCAUCGGGUUCGACGCUUAUCAAAAAGCGAUGGACUGUCUGAACCCGGGCGACGUGGUGAUCUUUGCCACGCCGCCGGCGUUCCGUUGGGUGCACUUUCAAUACGCCAUCGAUAAGGGUUUGAACGUCUUCAUGGAGAAGCCGGUCACGGUCGAUGGCCCGACUUCGCGCCGGAUGUUCGAGCUGGGUGAAGCCUCGGUGGCCAAGAACCUGAAGGUGGGCGUGGGCCUGAUGUGCCGUCACUGCGAUGCUCGUAAGGAACUUUACGAUCGCAUUCAGAAUGGCGAGAUCGGCGAUAUUCUCGAACUGCGGGCCUACCGCGAAGCCGGCCCGACGGGCACGGCGGCCACGGGACCUCGGCCUGAGGGCGUCGAUGAGUUGGAAUACCAGAUCCGCAACUUCCACGCAUUCCUGUGGGCCAGCGGCGGUGCCUUCAGCGACUUCCUGAUUCACAACAUCGACGAAUCUUGCUGGAUGAAGAACGCCUGGCCGGUGAAAGCCGACGGUACCGGCGGACGUCAUUACCGCGGGGAUGACAUCGAUCAGAACUUCGAUGCCUACUCGGUCGAGUACACGUUUGACGAUGGUACGAAGCUGUUCUUGCGUGGUCGCACGAUAGCUGGUUGCCACCAGGAGUUCGCCAGCUAUGCCCACGGUACGAAGGGGGCGGGCGUGAUUUCGACGGCGGCUCACACUCCGGCCAAGUGCCGCAUUUACAACGGUCACAAGAUGACCAAGAAGAAUCUGGCCUGGGCCUUCCCGCAGCCGGAACCCAAUCCUUAUCAGCUGGAAUGGGAUCACCUGAUCGACGCCAUCCGCGAGGACAAGUCGUACAACGAGGUGAAGCGUGGCGUGGAGGCGAGCCUGGUCACGUCGAUGGGCCGCAUGGCUGCUCACACCGGUCAGAUCAUCACCUACGACGACAUCCUCAACGGCGAUCACGAGUUCGCCCCCGAGGUGGACAAGCUCACGCUAAAUGGCCCCGCCCCGCUGCAACUGGCCGCCAACGGCAAGUACGCCAUACCGCUGCCGGGUAUUAACAGCACCCGCGAUGAUCGAGAACCGGUGGUACCCAGUGAUUUGGCACGACCUGUCUCGAUUGACCGACAUUCACUUCGGCGACGUGAUCGGGAGAGGUUUUGGGUAGCUGAUCGUGAACGUCUUCAAGCGAGAUACUGCGACAAAAUCAGCAUCGCCAGCCGAGCACCGAUGCUUCUCACGACUCUGACGAGAAUCUACGGACCCCGUAGCGCAAGUUGGAUGAGCUGGGGUGGGUUAGCCGCUCAAGACUUUGUUGGCGGCUUCGGCUCCGUAGACGGGGAGGUUGUCGGCAGGGAGAAGGCCGAUUUGCUUGAGGACGGAGGCCUGGUCCCAAUAGAUGUGCUCGUGGGCGAGUUUGUUGUCGCGGAAGUGGACGACGACCACGAUGGCGAUCUUCACCUUCUUGCCGGUGGGGGCAAUGCCGGGCAGCAUCCAGUCGAUUUGCGUUGUGUGGGUGAACUCGCUGACGAGUUCGUCGACGAGUUGAUCGUGCCCUACUGUGCGAGAGACUUGCACCGUUGUCAUGUCGGGCGGCAGACAGUGCACGAAGUGUUGCCCGUAGAAUCGGCGGAGUGCCUCGCGUCCGUGUCCGCCGGCCAUGGUCGGGAUGUGAUUGACGUAGGCGUCGUCGACCAUCGUCCCGACGGUGAGGUUCUCGUCGUUCGCUUCGAACUCGUAGGCGAGGGGGAGGAGUUUUUUCGCGAUGCGCGGGAGUAUUACCGUUGCCCAGAGUGUGGGUUGGUGUUUGUGCCGGAGCGGUGGUUCUUGAGUGAGGCGGAGGAGCGGGCGGUUUACGACAUGCACCAGAACGGGCCGGAGGACGCGGGGUAUCGGAAGUUCUUGGGUCGCUUGUUCGAGCCGGUGUGUGAACGGAUUGCCGCGGGGAGCCGGGGGUUGGACUUUGGCUCGGGGCCGGGGCCGACGCUGUCGGUGAUGUUCGCAGAGGCGAGGCAUGCGGUGCGGAUUUAUGACCCGUUCUAUGCGGACGAUGCCUCGGUGUUCGACGCGCAGUUCGACUUCAUCACGGCCUCGGAGGUGAUUGAGCAUUUGCGGCGACCGCGGGAGGAACUUCGUCGGCUGUGGAAAUGCCUGAAGCCGGGCGGCUGGUUGGGCAUCAUGACCAAGCGGGUGAUCGACCGGGAGGCGUUCGCCACCUGGCACUAUAAGAGUGAUCCCACGCAUGUUUGUUUUUACUCGACCACUACGUUCGAGUGGCUGGCCGGGGAGUUGGAGGCCCGGUUGGAAGUGGUGGGGGAUGAUGUGGUGCUGUUGCAGAAGUUGGUGGAGAGCGAGUGA
Messenger RNA from Cladocopium goreaui, 2649 nucleotides. NCBI's taxonomy places the organism in Eukaryota, Dinophyceae, Suessiales, Symbiodiniaceae. The record is from the annotation of a GenBank genome assembly.